GUCUUAUCACUUACCGCUUAUGUAAUUAUGAUACCUUCCCGUCGAACUGAAGUCCGGCAAAAAAUUAAUUUUUGGGUGAGACGGACGCAUCUAUGAACACCACCGAUCCCAUCCGGAGGUAGCUACGGAAGAUCUCGCUUUUACUCGGUGAGCGAUAUAGUGUAAGUCGAUACUAGCACGACAGGAUGGCACUCCCCGAGUACAAGAAGAACUUCCUCCGCGCGGCGGUGGAAGGCGGCGCUCUGCGGUUCGGGUCCUUCGAGUUGAAGUCGAAGCGGAUAUCACCCUACUUCUUCAAUGCCGGCGAUUUCUACACCGGCGCGCUCCACGAGCCUUUCAUGGAUGCCUACGCGCAGACCAUCGCCACUAGCGAACUGGCCGACUGCUUCGACGUCAUCUUCGGCCCCGCAUAUAAGGGCAUCCCGCUGGCCGCCACUGUCUUCUACGCGCUGAUUAAGAUGGACCGCGCCAAGUACCGCAACGCCGCCUAUAGCUUCGACCGCAAGGAGGCCAAGGACCACGGCGAGGGCGGCACCAUCGUCGGGUCGCCGCUCCGUGGGAAGCGAGUUCUCAUCAUCGACGAUGUCGUGUCCGCAGGCACGGCCAAGCGCCAGGCCAUCGAUAUGAUCCGCGCGGCCGGCGGCACCGUCGUGGGCAUCGUCGUCGCCCUCGACCGUCAGGAGACGCUACCUGACGGUGACGGCAAGACGAGCGCCAUCGGCCAGCUGCGGAAGGAGUACCAGAUCCCAAUCGUCUCCAUCGUCAAACUCGACGACAUUAUCGACGGAAUGGGGGGGAUUAUCUCGGAUGGCGAUAUCAAGCAUAUCGAGGAAUACCGCACCCAGUACGGGGCCAGCGAUUGAGGCUGUGUGAGUGAAGACUUUGGUCCUGGAUCGCUAAUCACCGGAGUACAACUCGACAAUCCGAGAGGAUUGAGUGGGAACGGUGCGACUCCUGGGUCCCCUGAUACGUCGACGCCGGAGCAACCAGCGAGAAGGAAUUCGGCUAAACCCCCGGAGAGGGGAAAGGAAAAUGGGAAACCAUCGUUCGUUGUGCUUCCCGAAGGUCAGGGGUCGGUCGAGUAGGAGAAGGCGGACGGACGGAUGUAUGUAUGAAAAAGACAUGGUUUCGGCCCCCCCUGAGCCUCUCUAAGCCCCUUAUUUAUGCCUUAGGGCGAGUAUACAUACGGACUGCCAAGGCCCGUGGCAACACGGCUAAACGCAUCAGUCAUGUCUGGGUAGAUGAAUACCGAAAUCAGGUCCGAUGCGGCUUUGUACACAAGGAGCGGCGCUUGGCCAUUCCGCCAGCUCCGCCUAUUCCGACCCGCUAGAUGAAUAAAUAGGCGGGACGAAUAAAACGAUUUUAAGUAGUGAUAAU
This is a messenger RNA of Durotheca rogersii, 1377 nucleotides long. Its product is annotated as orotate phosphoribosyltransferase. Gene Ontology annotation, biological process: pyrimidine nucleotide biosynthetic process; 'de novo' pyrimidine nucleobase biosynthetic process; pyrimidine ribonucleoside biosynthetic process. NCBI's taxonomy places the organism in Eukaryota, Fungi, Ascomycota, Sordariomycetes, Xylariales, Xylariaceae. The transcript has a single exon. Gene Ontology annotation, cellular component: cytoplasm. Gene Ontology annotation, molecular function: orotate phosphoribosyltransferase activity. The record is from RefSeq and is a predicted model, not a curated record. The coding region runs from base 186 to 863 and encodes 225 amino acids.